AGUGUGUCAGUGUUGCGUCGCCACGGUGUGUAUGCGAACGCAUCGCGCAGUGACAUCGCGAAGCGCAGCGCAGCGAAGCGAAACGGAGCGGAGUGAAGUUGCCUUCGUCUCGCGUAGCAUAGCCGAGUAUAUUUGUGCGGCACGCAGAAGCGGUGACGUUAAUGCACUCGCGCGCGCGCAUGCGAGAGACAGAGAGAGAAAGAGUGAGAGAAGGAGAUCGGUCCGGUCGGAGCAAGAGAGGGAAGGAGAAUGAUGCGGCGACGCGGCAGGGGCAGGAGGGCGACACGGGAAGUGUAACGCGGCGAGCAGGAUAAAGAUAGAACGAGUCGAGCGAGUUUGGAGGGAAGACGACAGCGCUAAACGGAAGUGAGAAGAAGCGAGCGGGACGGAGUGAGAGCAAAUGCGACGGGUGCGAGAAGGAGGGAGCUAGGGACUGUCGUAGUCGUAGCCGAGUUCGGUCGGCUCGGCCAAUCGGCUGCGCGCACGCUCGCGCUCGCGCGCGCCUACAGGGUGGUUUCGUGGACCGCGCGACGCCCUGCGCGUCAUUCGUCGAUUCGCCUUCGCCUCGCCUCGGCCGGCACCCGAUGGAGGUUAGGUUCGCCGACGUUCGUCCGCGCUGAAGUGAAACACUCCCGGUGAACGAUCCCGAGCCGAGAACGCGCGCGCGCGCGCGCGAGAGAGGGACACAGUCCGGACAGUGCCGCCGUCGACUCUCCGUCACGUCACGCCUGUGGUAUUUCGUGCGCGCAACGCGUUCCAAACGGAUAAAUAAUGUCGAGCAGUGUGUGUCACGCGCCCCUGCCAGCACGAAUGGAAGCAUUCACCACGAGGCUCUGCCUGCGUGCGGUCGAUCAGUAUGAGCGGCUUCUACAGACGCACUUCAACAAGCCCUCGAGCAAGGAGCAAACGCAAUUGAGCAGUCAUGAUUCGAUGGGCAACAAGGACCACCGUCGACAGAAAGAUGGGCCCGGCAGCAGCAGUAGCAGCACUUACAGCGCCUUCCGUCAAUGGCGACGGAGCACUUCGAUGGGCUCUCGCGGCAACCGAUCCAGCAGCGCUGGCUCCAGAUCAUCCAGCUUGCUCGCCAAAUUGCCCAACGAUCCGGCCACCAUACGAAAGAUGGAACAAUUCCCCCUGGUCCUGUCAGACGCGACGAUGCCGGACGAGGAUCUCUCCUUGAAAUUCCUCGCCCUGAAUGCUCUGGAUCUAACAGCGCCAGCCAGCGACGUACUCUUAAAGAACCGACUAAAGUCCUGGUUUCAACUAUCGGGCCACCCGGACGGCUUUGCACCCGCCGGUCCUGGCACCGUCUGGAAGAGGAAGACCGGUGGCGCUGAAAAUACGGAGCGCAUUGUUUAUGAGACCCUGAGCAAGGAGGAAGCAUUGCGGGAUUGCAUUCCGAGAUAUUACCGGGAGGUUGAGUACAAGGGCGACACGUUCAUCGAGCUGCAGGAUCUGCUCUUCGGUUUCAACGAUCCGCACGUGAUGGAUAUCAAGAUGGGCACGCGGACUUUCCUCGAGUCCGAGGUGUCCAAGACCACCGCUAGGCCAGACCUCUAUCAGAAAAUGAUUGCCGUCGAUCCGGACGCACCGACCCAGCUGGAGCACGAGCAACGCGCCGUGACUAAAUUACGGUACAUGCAGUUCCGCGAACAGCAGAGCUCGACCUGCAGCCACGGUUUUCGCAUCGAGGCGAUGAAGCUGCCAGGUGCACCGCCGAUCACCGAUCUCAAAAAGAUCAAGUCGCAUUCGGAGGUGCUCGACAUCAUAAGACAAUUUCUCAGCAAGCGCGAGGACACUCGUCAAAAGAUCCUCGCGCGUCUCAAGAGUCUACGAAUUAAAAUUGAGGAGUCGAAAUAUUUUGAAACUCACGAGGUAAUCGGCAGUAGUAUUUUCAUGAUUUUCGACAGCGAAAAGGUGGGCGUUUGGCUAAUAGAUUUUGCGAAAACGCGGGAGGUGCCGGACGGACGAAAACUCACGCACAGGCGUCCUUGGGAGGAGGGCAACCACGAAGAGGGUUUCUUAUAUGGAUUGGACAACUUAAUUUCAACCAUAGAAGAAGUCCGCCUUUCUCCAUAAAUAUUUUCAAUGCUCGCGUGACGGAAUUUAGGAGACUUUUCUACUCUAUAAAACGUCGUUUACUCAUACACAUGUAACGAGUGAAAAAAGUAUUCGUAUUCCAUCGUUUAUAAACGAUUUUUAAUUAAUGUAAGUGCGCCAGUAUCAUCGGAUCAUCGAGAAGUGGAGUUUAUCAUUAUGAUGAGUAAAGUGAGUAAAGGCCGGUUUUCACACGCAAUGAUUAGUGGCGCCAACUGACUGGCAUUCAUUGGCGCCAGAACCGACUAGCAAACU
This is a messenger RNA of Temnothorax curvispinosus, 2352 nucleotides long. It is a transcript of the gene IP3K1, whose product is annotated as inositol-trisphosphate 3-kinase homolog. Gene Ontology annotation, cellular component: nucleus; cytoplasm. Lineage: Eukaryota; Metazoa; Arthropoda; Insecta; Hymenoptera; Formicidae. The transcript is spliced from 5 exons. Gene Ontology annotation, molecular function: inositol-1,4,5-trisphosphate 3-kinase activity; inositol tetrakisphosphate kinase activity. Gene Ontology annotation, biological process: inositol phosphate biosynthetic process. Bases 772 to 2079 code for a protein of 435 amino acids. The record is from RefSeq and is a predicted model, not a curated record.